AUAUUAUUAUUAGUGGAGAAAAUCAUACAUCACUCUCUGAGAUGAGGUUUUUCCGGAAGACGUGAAAAUGAAAGGUCAUAAGUAAGUAGAGGAGACUUUAAUUAUACCGUUAGUAAUUUAUGAAACCACCCAGAAGAUGGCAGUAACUCCAAAAAAAGCGGAUGUAAACUGCCGGCGAAGCAGAAAAUGAAGACGCACCAUAACAGUUCGCAGGAGAGCCUCAAUCCUCCGGAAAAAAUUCUCUACUUGUUAGCUGUCACGAACAGCUAAGUGCUACAUGUGUCUCAUUCCACCGUCUCCACCGUCCUUUGAAGAAUGGCCAGUUUUGCUCCAGAGGCAGUGGGUAUCGAUCCAGGCCUCCUUAGACACCAACUGCAUGAACUAUGGACUGCCAAACAAUUAGAGACGCUGCAUUUGGAAGCUUACAAAGGUUUCUCAAAUCUGGCUGAUCCCCUGGAGGCAUUACUUACAAUCCUGGAGAAAUGUCCCGUCAAACAGAAGGGUUUGCGCCAUGCUUUUGGCCUUUGGAUCAUCAAGGAAUUCCAUCAGUGGAUGAAGGAUAACCCACAGGUAGAUGCUGUGACCCUUGCUUCGCUCCCUGCAGAACAUGCACUGGCACUGCAAGAUCAGGCACUGAACAUGAUUUCUGACAUCCCGCCCAACGUCAUGGAAAAUCUAGUGAACAUUUACCAGCUUGGAUCUGUGGAUGCAACCGUAGUGCUUUCUCACAUAAACAGAUUACAGGCCCUUAAAUAUUAUAAAGAAGCCGCAGUGCUUGCCACAAAACUAAAACUACAGAAUGAGCUGAAUGUAGAGGAGAUAUGUACACCACUCAUACUACAAGAUAACCUGGGACUGGUUGAGUCGUUUGUCACCGGCCACCCACAACUGCAAGAACAACUGGUGAAGCUGCUGGACUCCUGGUGCCAUCCCCUGUUCUCAGCAGAAGACUUUAGCAUGCAGUAUCCUCACCUUUGCACAUCGAAACAGCAGCUAGACAAGAUCCAUCCGAAGAUCAUUGCAAAGCAUGUCACCAGACUUAAGGAGAAAUUCAACAUUGAUGAAGCUUUGUGCCCCAAUACGCUGAACAAGAGGAGACGACAGACUCUGAGUUUCCUCAUGUUCAAGAGGUUUGAAGAGAAAAGCAUAUCUGAGGAAAUCUGGGAGGAACAUGUGGAGCUCAUAGUUGCAGAUGACCCAGAACUGCACGUCCAGCUGGUGUUCAUGCUCACCAAACAUGGCAAUUUCGUUGAAGCCUCCCGGUGGUCACUGAGAUAUUGUAUACCAAGAGACAAACUUCCCUUUGGGGUAUGGGAAACACAGCAAGCACUACAGGCCGAUGGCAGGCAAAAUGAUGGGAACAAUACGGAAGAGUGGGUGCCACCCAAGCCUCACAAGUUUUACCAGUUCCCUCUCACCAGGGAGAGCGUGCUCUUCAUUGAUAAACCAGAAGAUCUUUGGAGAUGCCAAGAUGCUGUGUUCAAGAAAGGCAGCAUUGUGGGUGUGGAUAUGGAGUGGCAGCCCAAGUUCGGCUGCAUAUCCAGCCAGAACAUUGCAGUGAUACAGCUGGCAGUUUUGGACCAAGUUUUUUUAUUGGAUCUGUGUGACCUGAACCUCUGGAAGCACCCAGGCACCUCUUGCUUUAUCAGGAAGCUUUUUGGUGACCAAAAUGUUCUCAAACUGGGUUAUGGUAUGACAAAUGACUGUAAAUGCCUCAUGGCCACAUGGCCUGAGUUUGCAGACGACCCACUGAUCAUGAAGGGGGUGGUAGAUCUCCUCAAUAUACACCAAAAGAUGCAACGAAGUGGUGUCAGAGGCACUGCUACUGGUCCCAAAGAGGUGUUGGUAGGAGAGGGCUCUGCAGAGAAAGGCCUCAGCCUGUUAGUGCAACAGGUCCUGGGAAAGCCCCUGAAUAAGACUGAACAGCUGUCCAACUGGGAGAGGCGACCUCUACGCACCAGCCAAAUUAGAUAUGCAGCGGCAGAUGCCUAUUGUUUGCUAGAUGUAUACUUGGCCCUCUCCAGAGACCCAGCUCACUUUGGUCUGCCAGCUGACCUGCUCUCCAUCUCUGCUAGCCAAUCAGAAAACAGCAGAGAAAGGAAGCAGAAGGAAAAACCGACCAAACAGACCCAUGGCAAAGCGGAAUGUCAGGGGGCUCAGGCAAUUAGUCCCUCUCCCUGUGGUGUGGAGAAAGACCUCCUAUGUGGCGAGAAGGCCUCAGUGGGACCCGCUCUAACCCCCCAGCAAUUCCGGGUUGUGUGUGACAAUAUGCUACAGGGCCUGGGGAGGUACCUGCGCUGUUUGGGAGUGGAUGUGGUCAUGCUGAAGAAUACCGACGAUCACAGAGAGGCAGCAAAGUUAGCCCAAAUCGAAGGACGCAUCAUUCUCACAUGUGGACAGCCAUACCAGAGUUUGCGGUCCCAGGUGGGUGAGGGUCGCUGUCUGUCCCUAGACUGUUCCGAAAAGGCGAGGGACCAAGCAACCCGUGUCCUCAGAUAUUUCAACGUCCAGCCGACCCUCCACGACAUAUUCAGCCGCUGUCAGGCUUGUAACAAUGAUCAGUACAUGGCGCUGCCCAGAGAGGACAUGACCAGGAUGCUUAGGCAGAGAGGCUUUAUUAAGGACCAAGACACUGAAAACACAGAGUUUACGUCUCAUCAGGAGGAAGAGGAGGAUCCUGGUGACUUUCUGACCUCUAGUGUGGCCUCUGAAGCCCCCAGGUACGCCCCUAAAUGUCGCUGGGCUCCCCUGUCAGUGCUGGACCUUGACACUCUCACCUUUCCUGGCGGGGCGUCCAUACAGCUCCACACUGUGCCACCCGGCCUCCUGCCAAGGAUAUCCGUCUUCUACAUCUGCACCAGCUGUGGCAAGGUGUUCUGGGAAGGCACCCAUUUUGACCGUGUCCUCACACAGUUUCAAGAAGUGUUGCAUAUAAAUGAUGAGGACUCUUCUUCAGACACGGCGGCCAUCAAAGGAGCUCAGCAGUGCUGAACGAGAGCUGCCACGUUUCAUCAAACCCUCAAAAAGCCUGUCAGUGAUUGUUUUCACAUUGCCUUAUGUUGCACACUAAUUACAAUUUGCUUGUUUCAGGGUCAUUUAUGUGAUGAAACAAUGAGGGACGCAUAAAGACUAUAAAUGUGGGGUUUAAGUUUGAGUCCUGAUGUCCUUCGUGACAACAGUUAAUGGGUUACCAUGUCAUUUUUGUAUCGCCCAGACUGAUCUGAUGGACACUGUGGAUUUACCACCAUCAGAGGUUCUCUGCUGCAUCCAUGGAGAUUUUCUCCUGAACGCUCCUGAGACCACAAUCACUGACUGAAUCUUUCAGUAUUUGAUAUGGACAGGGGUUGUGUUUAGGCUAUGCCUAGCGAUUUCUGUUGCCAUGGCGACAGCAUUGCCUUAAUUGUGCUGAAAGCUAUACCCACACAGAAAUAUACACACAUUAUGGUAUAACAUGCAUACAUUGAGUGUGUGUUUGUCUACCUGAAUGAGUAGAAUGUAAAUGAAUUCACCUUGUUUUCAGUUAACAUGUUGAAAUGUAUUGCAGACUUAAACAUGUACAUUUUGGGGGAAAUUUUCCUCUUCUCACCUUUUUGGUAAGAUAUAAGUCAGCGAAAACUCCUAGGUGUUAAAAAAAAAA
Myripristis murdjan (pinecone soldierfish) is the source of this 3637-nucleotide messenger RNA. RefSeq names its product exonuclease 3'-5' domain containing 3 (gene exd3). The coding region runs from base 316 to 2991 and encodes 891 amino acids. The transcript has 21 exons. NCBI's taxonomy places the organism in Eukaryota, Metazoa, Chordata, Actinopteri, Holocentriformes, Holocentridae. The record is from RefSeq and is a predicted model, not a curated record. Gene Ontology annotation, molecular function: 3'-5' exonuclease activity; nucleic acid binding. Gene Ontology annotation, biological process: nucleobase-containing compound metabolic process.